AUGAGGCGGAGUGCUGUUGAGGGUUCAGGCGGGCAUGAGUCCGGCAUGACGCAAAUUGGACUGGAAGACGCAGCAGCGGUUCCACGUGAUAAGGUGGGUUUCGUCAAACUGCCACGAUCCUCCAUUGCAAGAAAGGCGCUGCUUUUGGUAGCGAAUUGCCCUCUCGCUUGGACUGCAAUCGCGUCUCUUCUGAUGGUACCGGUGCCUGUGUUGCCUUGA
Messenger RNA from Protopolystoma xenopodis, 219 nucleotides. The record is from the annotation of a GenBank genome assembly. NCBI's taxonomy places the organism in Eukaryota, Metazoa, Platyhelminthes, Monogenea, Polystomatidea, Polystomatidae.